Messenger RNA from Anoplophora glabripennis (Asian longhorned beetle), 1120 nucleotides. Its product is annotated as gelsolin-related protein of 125 kDa-like. The record is from RefSeq and is a predicted model, not a curated record. The coding region runs from base 66 to 1004 and encodes 312 amino acids. Lineage: Eukaryota; Metazoa; Arthropoda; Insecta; Coleoptera; Cerambycidae. The transcript has 2 exons.
UUUUGUAUAUAUAUAAGGAGAAAAUUGCAAAAAAAAUUAUACCAGCUCAGAAAGCAACUGAAAAAAUGGCUAAACUAGUAUUGUCAGCAAUCAUCGCAUUCGCAUUCGCGGCAGGAAUUAAUGCCGGUGUCGUGCAAAUUAAGGACUUGGAUAUUACGACACUUCCUUUACUCAUUGAGACAGAAGAAAGCGCACCCGAAAAUUUACCCGAUACUAUUCCAGAGGUCGAAGCCGUUAUUCCGGAACUUAUUGCAAUAAACCCUUGUGAUGCUUGCUUUGAGUAUAUGACCGCUUUGAUAGAUCAGCUAGCAAGUGGAACUGUCGUUCAGCCUUCUAUACCUGGACCAGCUCCUAUAGAACCUGAAGAAAGUUUGCCAGAAGUGGAAGACGAGGAGGAAGUACCAGAAGUAGAGGAAGACACACCAGAAGAAGAAGUCGAAGAAGAAGAGCAGGUUCCUGAGGCAGAAGACACCCCAGAAGAGGAAGAAGUUGAAGAGGAGACACCAGAAGAGGAAGAAGUUGAAGAGGAGACACCAGAAGAGGAGGAAGUUGAAGAGGAGACACCAGAAGAGGAAGAAGUUGAAGAGGAGACACCAGAAGAGGAAGAAGUUGAAGAAGAAAAAACUCCAGAAGAAGAGGUAGAAGAGGAGACUCCAGAAGAGGAUGAAGUUGUUGAAGAAGAGGAUACUCCAGAAGAAGAAGUUGUAGAAGAGGAAACUCCAGAAGAGGAAGAAGUUGAAGAAGAGACCCCAGAAGAAGAAGCCGUUGAAGAAGAAGAAACACCAGAGGUUGAAGACGUAGAAGAACAAACUCCAGAAGAGGAAGUUGUUGAAGAGGAAACACCAGAAGAAGAAGUUGCUGUGGAUGAAGCGCCAGUGGAUGUAGAGCAGCUACCAGAAAUAAUAGAGGCAGAGGUGUCAGAAUCAGAAAUUACCGAAAUUUCAGAAGUGGAAACUUCAGAAGUAGAACAGAAUUCGGAGACUGUGCAAGAGGAAUCUAAAUAAAAAGUUAUUUCUUUAUUGGGUUAAUUAAGCAUUGGUCAAAUGUAAAAACGAAUAAAUUUAAAUUAUAAGUGCAAACAGUAUACUCGUAUUUAAAUAUAAUAAUUUCCCUAAACAUA